UGAUUCUCAGAGUUUGUUACAACCAGAAAUGUACCAUAUCACUGUUCCAUGUAGCGUUAUUAUGGACUCUGGACCCUCAGCAGAAUCAGAGUACAGUCUAGAACCUUCUUCACCUGCCGGUGCAGCCCCAGCAGCUAUGUACACCUCACCUGGGUCUAUCGCUGCCCCUGAACAAGAGGAACCACCAUCCACAAGCAGAACUUCUCCACCGCCCAGAGCUCAAACCACUGACCCAGUCUUACCAGGUACCACUGACCCUACGCCUAACCAGGACCGUGCCAGCGAUGGUCCCACAGGUCAGCCCGGAUCACCCCCGAAUUCAAGCCCCACUGUUGACGUUCCAGCAGUGUCAAUAUCUGCAGUACAAACACUCUCACUCUUAGUACAAGCAUCUCACUUAAAAUCUGAGCAGCUACCAGAACCCUCUCCUCCGGCAGGGGUUUCUUCAUCACCAGGUCGUCCCGCUGCAGCAGAUGCUUCUGAUGUGGGUACCACAGAGAAAUCCCAGUCCAGUGCUGCCAUAUUCUGGACCAGAUGUAAUGAGGCUGGGUGGACUAAAGAAGUCUUCUCAGAGCUCGUGUCUCAGCUGAGCAGCCUAGGAGAAAGAGUGCAGUCACAGGAAGCCAGCCACCAAGACUAUGAUGUUGCUCUCAAAGUAUUGUUGGCAUCUGGACAGCUGCCUUGCAUUUUUACUCAGCUGGAACAAGACCUGGAGAAACAGGAAAGGGAUUUGCAGAGGAAAAAAGCAGCACUGAGGGAUGCCAAAGCUGUACUAGGUGUUUAAUAUAACAAUCUAACAGAAUUAAGAUGUUUUAUCAUUUUUAUACAUUUUUUUAAAUGUUUUUUUAAAGUCCAGAACAUUUCUGCAGUUUGCAUACAUCAGAUGUUUUUUUUUUAAUGGAGAUUUAUCAGUAAUAGAAAUCUCAUG
Messenger RNA from Sinocyclocheilus anshuiensis, 928 nucleotides. RefSeq lists its product as uncharacterized. The record is from RefSeq and is a predicted model, not a curated record. The transcript has 4 exons. Bases 29 to 784 code for a protein of 251 amino acids. NCBI's taxonomy places the organism in Eukaryota, Metazoa, Chordata, Actinopteri, Cypriniformes, Cyprinidae.